AUGACACACACACGGCAUUGUUCCUUUCAGGCGCUCCGUUCGGGGCUCAAGGCGCUGCGAGCACUGGGGAUCAAUGGCAUCUGUGUGGACGUGUAUUGGGGUAUUGUGGAGGGUGUACGGCCGCGGGAGUACGACUGGUCGUCGUACAAGCAGCUGCUUGCCCUCAUUCGCGACGAGGGCUUCAUGGCGCAGGUUUGUUUGUGUUUUCACGGGAACGAUAUGGUCCCGCUGCCCUCCUGGGUUGCGGAGGCGGGGAGAGCCAACCCCGACAUAUACUACACAGACAAGGAGGGGGUCCGCUGCCCGGAGUUUGUGACACUGGGUGCGAAUGAGGUGCCUGUGUUGGCCGGCCGCACCCCCCUGGAGUGCUACCGGGACCUGAUGACGUCAUUCCGGCGGGAGAUGGGGCCCCUGCUGGGCAGCACCAUUUUGGAUGUGCUGAUUGGUCUGGGCCCCGACGGCGAGCUCAAGUACCCGGCCCAACCCCUCCGAGGCAAGCAGUGGACCUUUCCUGGAGUGGGGGAGUUCCAGUGUUACGACAAAUACAUGUUGUCAUGUCUCCGCGCCUGCGCCCAGCAAGUCAAUGAGCCCUCCUGGGGACUGCGGGGGCCGCACGACGCGGGCUCGUACAACGUCUGGCCGCAUCAAACAGGCUUCUUCCAUCAGAGGGGAAAUUGGAACAGCCCGUACGGCAAGUUUUUCCUGCAGUGGUACGGCGACAUGCUGCUGCAGCACGCCGAUGAUGUCCUUGGGAUUGCACGGCAAGUACUGCUAACGACUGGGCCGCCGCCGCCGUCCCUGCCGGGCGUGGCGCUUCCUAGUCUAUCCUGGUGGUACGGCACCGCGUCACAUGCUCCAGAGCUUACGGCAGGGUACUUCAAUACGGCAACCCGGGAUGGCUACCUGCCGGUGAUGCAUGUUCUCUCUCGCAACGGUGUGAGUGUACGACUGCGUGGCGGUGAACUAAGAAGCCGGGAAAUGCACCCACAGGCGUGUUGCGACCCGGAGCGGCAGCUGACCCAGCAGCGCACGGUGGCGGCUGCUCUGCGUGUGUCCGUGGGGUUGGAGAACUGCUGGGAGCGGUUCGACGAGGGGGCGCUGGGGCGGCUGGAGGGGGUGCUGUUCGAGACGGGGUUGGUCCAGUCCCUGGUAUUCAACCGGCUGUGUGACUCCAUGUUCGAGCCGGGGAACUGGACUCGCUUCAAGGACUUCGUAAAGAGGGUCAGGAGCAGGGCGGAGACGCGAGUGGGGCCCUCGUUGGGGCGGUGCGGCAGCAGCAGCAGCAGCAGUAGCGGCGGCGGGGGCAGUCAAGCAGGGGUCUAUCUUCCGGCGACGGCGGCAGCGGCCGGUUCGUGGGCCGUUUCGGAGUCCACCGUUGCGGGUAGCAACGGUAACAACGGAAACAGCAACGGAAACGGAGGAGGCGCUGAGGGUGGCGGGGCCGGUGGUGGGGGGAGUCUGUCUGGCGGUGCGGGGGGGAGCACUAGCGGUGCACUGCAGCUGGCGUGA
Messenger RNA from Volvox carteri f. nagariensis, 1509 nucleotides. RefSeq lists its product as uncharacterized. The transcript is spliced from 9 exons. Bases 1 to 1509 code for a protein of 502 amino acids. The record is from RefSeq and is a predicted model, not a curated record. Gene Ontology annotation, molecular function: beta-amylase activity. Lineage: Eukaryota; Viridiplantae; Chlorophyta; Chlorophyceae; Chlamydomonadales; Volvocaceae. Gene Ontology annotation, biological process: polysaccharide catabolic process.